UUUCUUCCGCGUUUCGGCCUUCUCGCUACGCUCAUUCACAUUAUCUCGUCUUGUCAGCAUUUUCGGUGUCAAUUUUUGCUGGCAUUCUCUAGAGAUUUCUGACGACUUCUCCACCCCCAACUUACGCCGCGCUCCGUAAUUAUCCAUCCUUUCUACCUAACUUUCUCGAUGGCGACCAUGGUAUUCAAUCCUCAAACGCCUCAGAGUCCUUCUCAAUUUUCCCCGACCACAGUUGAUCAGGUAUCGAGCAUGAACAGCUCUAUGACUUCCAUCACAACGAAUUUGCCUACGCCGGCACAUAGCGUGAACGGGUCGGUCCAACCCGCCGAUAUGUCUCAUGAUGCUAUAAUGUCCGAUGCCUAUCCGACUAAGCGAAAAUAUCCGUUCGACGAUGCUGGAGAUCAUGAGCACAAGAAAGUCAACCUCGAGAAUCGCCGAGUUGGUAUUGAGAACCUACACCUAGAUGUUGGUGAAAAGUACCUUCUUUGCAGUACUCCCUACCCGCCCUCCUAUCCAAGUCUAUCCAGCGAUUUCUUUGAAAUGUUCGGAUUAACCGGUAUUGCUGCCGAGGUCGCCCGCACAAAGCCCAACGGAGAGAAGAACGCGCUUCGUAAGACAUACAAAGGUCAAAUAAAGACUUUAGGACUAAGUGGCCAUUUUGAUGCUGUUAAGAAGGACAUCGAUUCCCCUGAUGGCCUAUUGGCACUGAUCGGGCUUGACGAAGAUACAUGGCUUAGCCGGGAAGUAAGCGGGAAGGAGAUUGAGAAGGGAUUGUCGCAAAGCCACCUGGCGCACCUACCUCGAGCGGCGACGAUGGCCAAAGGUUCCAUCCCAAAGGCGGCCUGGGAUAACUCCGUUCUUGGUGACCUAGCACCAGGUAUUUUACCCAAGAAAGGCGGUCUCGACUCGGCUACUAGACAGACGGCACCUAGCACUCCGGCUGCCUCAGCCCCGGGGGUUACUCCGAAGUCGAACAAACCGUUGACGCCGCAGAUCGAUCGUACUCGUCGAAUUGGGAAAAAGCGCAGCUAUCAGGACAGCAGUUUCGACGGGUACGGUGAAGGCUAUGUCGAUGACGAUGCAGGCGGGUAUUCGACCGGCGAUGGGGAUGAGCGGUCCAAGUUGAAGAGGAGAAAGCAGGUACGCGCAGAUUGUCCGUCUUCUGCAAACCUCCUUACUGACCGAUCGCAGAACUCUGGCGACAUGUCUUCGUUCAGAGGCGCCAGUAGCCAAAACUACAGUGGCAGGAUAGGAACGUGAAGUUGAGAUACCCCCGGUCGAGGGGCGAGAUAUAACAGUUCUGUGCAUCUGCAGCACUGGAAAAGGUUUGACACUUUUUGUCAAACCCGAAUAUCCGCGUAGACCGUUAUGGUUAUUUGCAUUUCCCAAUGAUUUUUCAGCAUG
Messenger RNA from Daldinia caldariorum, 1404 nucleotides. Its product is annotated as Rox3-domain-containing protein. Gene Ontology annotation, biological process: regulation of transcription by RNA polymerase II. Gene Ontology annotation, molecular function: transcription coregulator activity. The coding region runs from base 169 to 1260 and encodes 363 amino acids. The record is from RefSeq and is a predicted model, not a curated record. The transcript has 3 exons. NCBI's taxonomy places the organism in Eukaryota, Fungi, Ascomycota, Sordariomycetes, Xylariales, Hypoxylaceae. Gene Ontology annotation, cellular component: mediator complex.